Messenger RNA from Xenopus laevis (African clawed frog), 2727 nucleotides. RefSeq names its product solute carrier family 2, facilitated glucose transporter member 11 gene 3 S homeolog (gene slc2a11.3.S). Bases 232 to 1728 code for a protein of 498 amino acids. The record is from RefSeq and is a predicted model, not a curated record. The transcript is spliced from 12 exons. Lineage: Eukaryota; Metazoa; Chordata; Amphibia; Anura; Pipidae.
UAAAAAACAACCCCCUUAAAAUAUAAACAUUUUAGGUAUUCUCUAAGAGCGUAAAUAGAGUGAACUAGCUGCUAAAAUGCAAGAAUUCAAAACCAGAAACACAUUUUUUUUUUAUAGAAUGUAACUUCCAUAUGAGAUAAACGUGACAUUGUCCUGGUCGUUUCAUGCCCAGCACUUUACACGUUGCAGUGCCAAGUUCCUGGACAGAAAGACUCAAAAGAAUAUUGAAAAAUGGAAAGUAGGCUCCAGGACCUGGUUCAGCACCGGGGUCUUCUGAUGAUGAUAUUUGUGCUGGGAAUAGGCGGUACCUUUCAAAAUGGAUUUCACAUCUCUGUCAUGAAUUCCCCCUCAGUGUUCAUAAAGAGGUUUAUCAACAACACAUGGAUAUAUCGCUAUCAGUCCCCAGUUGAAGAUAACACGCUCAUGAUAAUUUGGUCAUUUAUUGUGUCCAUAUACGCCAUUGGGGCCCUUUUUGCUUCACUAGGAGCAGGAUAUCUUAUAUCCAAAUAUGGCAAGAAAAGAUGCCAACUCUGCAUCUGUGUCAUCCCUCUGGUUGCUGCUGUGUUAGCUGGUUGCAGUAGCUUUGCCAAGUCUUUUGAGCUGAUCCUUAUCGCUAGAUUCCUUUACGGUAUAAAUGCAGGAAUUGGCUUUAGUCUUCACUCACAAUAUGCAGGAGAAAUUGCAUCCAAAAAGCUACGUGGUUUCACAAACACUAGUAUCUCCAUUUUUGUUACAUCUGGAAAAAUGGUUGGUCAGAUAUUUGGGCUCAGAGAGAUCCUGGGCACAGAGUCUGUUUGGCCUGUGUUAGUGUCUCUGAGUGGCUUCUGGUCACUGAUUCAGCUGUGCACACUGCCAUUCUUUCCAGAGUCUCCAUCGUACCUCCUCAUGAAGGGUGACAAAGAAGGGUGUUUGAGAGCUCUGAAACAACUGUGGGGUGAUGGAGACUACCAAACAGUCAUCAAUGAAAUGUCCAAGGAACAAGCUGCUAGAAGUGGUAGGAAAAGUCUAACUGUCCUGCAGCUUCUGCGGGAUCCUUCCCAUCGCUGGCAGCUCUAUGCUCUUAUUGCCUUGACAGUUGCUCUGCAACUUUGUGGGGUCAACUGGAUUUAUUUUUAUGCAUCUGAUGUGUUCAGAUCUGCUGGAUUCCACAACACGCAAAUCCCAUAUUUGACUAUCGGCGUUGGAAUUUGUGAAGCCACGUCUGUGAUCCUAUGCAGUCUGGUGGUUGAUCGUUUUGGCAGGAGGGUCUUCCUUCUUGGGGGUUAUACAGUGAUGGUAUUGGCACUGGGCCUUAUCACCAUAACAAUCUCAUUUCAGGCACAUGCUACCUGGCUGCCUUAUUUUAGUGUCUUCCUGCUCUUUCUAUUUGUUUUGUCAUUUGGAUCAGGACCAGGUGCUACCACAAUGACUGUCCUAGUGGAAAUAUUUUCCCAGAUUUCCCGCACUGCAGCAUUGGUCCUAGUGGGAUCAAUACAUUGGCUUCAAUUAUUCAUUUUAGGCAUGGCCUUCCCGUUCAUACAGGCUGCCAUUGGACAUUUUUGCUUUCUCAUUUUCCUUGUCAUAAUUGCUGCCUGUGGGAUAUAUUUGUACUUUUUCCUCCCAGAAACAAAAGGAAAAUCUUGGCUGGAAACGAAAGAGGAUUUUGAUAAAUACAGCUGUAGGAGACAAAACAUGGUUGAGAUUUCAGAGACCCUGCCAGAUAUCUAUGUAAUAUCUAGCAAGCUUUGAACAGCAAACAUGGCUGGAUUACAUCCUGGAAUUAAUAGUAUGGAAACAUCUCAGUUUAAAUUGGGAAGCUUAUGUGUGCCUAUAAAGCUCUUGUAUCUUUUCCAACUCAUAUUUAUAACAUACUACAUCUGACAAUGGACUGAUAGACAUUAACUAAUAAAUGCCAGGAGCCAAUUUUAAUGGUUUAAAAAACAUCAGCACACUGCAUUACAAGCCAUUCUACCCCCCAAACUGAAGCGAUGUCAUGUUCACUGAAUGUGUAAAAUACACAAAAAAUACUGGAAACAAGAGAACUAGAGAAGUUAACUCACAUUCACAUUGUAACUGUUGAAGUCAGAGGUGCUACUAAGAGAAUCUUGGCUCAGAAGGCAGUACCCCACACAUUAUCUGGGUAGCAGAAUGGCGCUACUGGUAACUUUAAGAGCUGAAAUUCCAGUUUUGUAAUUGUGCUUCCUGCUCAAGCAAUGUAGCCCCCUCUCAACUCAACCGUAGCUUCAGAAGGUAAGCACAUUCCAGGGGCAUUAGUAGCCCAGUGACAAAUCUCCUCUUAUUGGGCGACUAAUCUCCUCAAAAUGCCUUCCCGUUGGCAAGAAUGUGAAUCUCCGGCAGGAUGGCAUAGUAACGCUUUGUUUUUCGAAGUCGCUCAAAGUUUACUGAGGAAACUUUCAUGGGGACUUAAGUAAAACAAAGCGAUCCGUGGCACUUUGUUUCCCGAUGAAACUUCGGACGACUUCGAAAACCAAAGGGAGAUUAGUCACACCUGAAGAAGAGGAGAUUUGUCGCUGGGUGACUAAUCUCUUCAGAAUCGCCACAUGUGCCACCACCCUAAGGCCAGACGUGGCGUUUUUACGUUGCGCUUUUAAAGAAGAACAGCCAGGCAUAAAUACGCCACUGAAACCACAUGCGACCAUCAACAUGCGUUUUUCAUACGGUUUUCAGCACGUAGGAUUCUUUUCCUAACAUGCACAUCUCAUUGUUCUCAUUGAAUUUGGACACCAU